Molecule: messenger RNA, 2386 nt
Organism: Tyto alba (common barn owl)
Lineage: Eukaryota; Metazoa; Chordata; Aves; Strigiformes; Tytonidae
Gene: FGFBP1
Product: fibroblast growth factor binding protein 1
Exons: 3
Coding region: 299-1009 (236 amino acids)
Biological process (GO): cell-cell signaling
Molecular function (GO): growth factor binding
Source: RefSeq, a predicted model, not a curated record
UGAUCACCUGAUGAGGCAGCUCCCAGCAAGAUUAUUGGGGUACAGUAUGAAAAUGCACUAUAUACCCAGAACUGGCACUUUUCCAAGGAGGUGUGUCAGAAGUAAACGAACCGGGCACUGAAGUAUCCUAUUGUGUUGUAAUAGUCUUGCUGGAGAACUGAAGGUGUGUCUGUGCCUUUAUAAAUGCCAUGCUGCUUUUACAACUACCUCUAAUUCUUUUGGAAGAGAGCUGCAUCAGGAGUUGCAUUUGGAUAUCUAUAAGGCCUGUGCAAGGCAGAUAACAACCAAAACAGACGUCAUGAGGAUCAAAAGCUUUGGACUUCUUUGUAUGUUGAUUCUGGUCUCCCAGAUGCUGCUAGCCAACUGUGAAAGACAGAAGGAAAGAAAAAAGGGAAGACAAGUCAUAGAAGACGGUGGGAAAAAGCAAACUGAAUCUGAAAAUGAAAAAGGGCGGAAGUCAAAAGGAGGAAAAGCAUCUCCUAAAGGCAAGUUUAAAAGCAAAGAAAAUGCUGAGUGCACCUGGGCAGUGACCGAAAUGAAUGCUGCUACUAUGCACAUAGAGUGCAAGCACGGUGACAGCGAGUUCUGGUGCGAAUUCUCUGGAGACCCUUCCACCUGUCCACAGUAUGCAGCAAACCAGAAAUCCUACUGGAAACAAGUCUCCCGAUCCCUAAAGAAGCAGAAGCAGAUUUGUCAAGACCCCAAAAGUGUCCUGAAAUCUAAAGUGUGCAGGAAAGGCCCACGGAGUGCUCAUCUCAAGUUGGUCAGAUCAAGCCUACUACCAUCAGUGGGUCCUGUGAAAGGGAACACAAUUCAUCAUGAAAAAGAAGUUCUUCAGACUCCAGCAGCUGCCUCUGUGACUGAAAAAAAGCUAGAACACAGUCCUCCAGACUGUGUUGAAGACAUAGAUUAUAUUGAUCAGAAAAAGGUGGCUGAGGAAUACUGUCCAGAGAGCUUGCUUUCUUUCUGCAACUUUUUUAUCACAAUGGUGCAAGACAAAAAGUGCUGAGGAAAUGUUUCUAAAGCUCUGUAUCAUGAAAGUCCAGUCUCAUCUAAGUUACUGCAACCUAUAUCAGAUUUUAUUCUCAUGUUACAUAGUGUAUAUAAGAAAAAAAGGCAUAUAUUUUUCUGGUUUUGUAUAUACACAACAGAGUACACUUGAUGUAGUUGAAGAUGUUACAGAUUUUAUUUGCACUUAGAUUGCUACACAGGUGUUACCAAUGGAUGUUAUGUAUUCUACACAAAAGUAUAUUAGUCUCCUUGCUCCUCUUUGAGCUGUGCUAGCCAAAGUGAUGAAUUCAGUGCUAUGCACUCCUUGGUUCUGUACUUCUGUACAAUACUUUUGACCUAAAAAUUAUUAAGAAAAGUAAACUUCAAAAUAUAUUCAAAAUAUUCUCUCUCUCUCUGUGUUUAACUAUAUUUCUCUGUAAGUGCUAAGCCUUUGUCAAAGAUUGAUCUUUCACAGGAUCCAGGCAAAAUGUUGCUUAUAAAGCAGUUUUAAAAAUACUUUUGCAGCUUUACAGACUUCACCUUUCUCAGCCAAUGCAAGCAAUAAUGUGAUAGGGAACUACAUUAUCAUUAGUUUUUCAUGAUCAUGAUAAUGAACAGAAAAAAGGUUUUCAGAUUUUUCCGUAAUUUUGCAAAGCUUCAGCUUUCUACUCUCAUUAAACGAUGUCAGAAAACUUUGAAAACUUCAAGUUUCUCUUCUUCAUGAGUAUGAAACACAUUGUACUCAUUUUCUGGCAGGUAAACAGAGAUGUAGAGAUAAAAUGACUUGCACAAGUUCAUUCAUGGACCCAGGACUGGACCUCUUACUAAAGCAUUUGUGCUUAACAUUGCCUGUAUGUUCUUUUGAAGUUCCAUUUCAUGUUUUCUUUAUGUAUGGACAACACUAAUAAAUACUUUUGUAUGCAUUAGACUUCAUCUGUAAUUAAAAAAAAAUAAAUCUGACCUCUACAAAAAUAGAGAUUUUAGAAAAUGUAAAGCUUAAUAAUGGCAACUGAGCUUUGCUAAUAUUUGAAACUCUAGCUGAAAAAAUUUAAUAUAUAAGUUGCAUUUUUUGGCAUGGUCUCCUACCACAGCAGUUCACUGGGAGAAACUUGAACUUUAAUGAAAUACAAUUUUCCUCAGCUUUUCUAGCAAAUUAAAAUAAUAUUUCUAUUUCUUGAGAGAAUAUAGGCAAUUCCCUUCCAUAAUUAUCCCACCGCUAGAAUAUUUGAGAAAAUAUCUGUAAGAUGUUAUGAGUAACUCAACUCCUGCAACUUCCUUCUAUCCCUUCAUUGUCACAUAUACUCACUUUCAUUGAAAUGAGUAUGUCUGGGGAGGGCAUUUUAAUGUUACUCUGUCUUGUUUCUACAGAAAUAAAGGCGCUUACCAUUAUUUAAUA